AUAAAGUUUAUGAAAUACCCCUAAAUUCUAUCUUAGCACAAAAGAUAAGGCAAUCCAAUUCUCAAGCUAUCAUCAAUGGAGGCUGCUCUCUUCAGCUUACCUUCCUCUUCCUCUCACUCUUACCCAUUUUCCGUGAAAUCCCACUUCAACAAUCCCUUCAUAAUCCCCCAUUCCAGUUCUCACCUCAAACUCAAACCCAGAACUCUAACUAUUCGUUCAGCCAUUAGCAGAACCAAGAAAGAAGAAACAGUCGAAACAGUGAAGCAACAGCUUGAAGAUUGUUAUCUCUUAGCUGGAAUCAGUUACAAGGGGUUAACAGUUAAGCAAUUUCAAGAUCUUAGGGCUCAACUCCCAGAAACAACAAAGCUUCUUGUUGCUAAGAACACAUUGGUACUUAAAGCAAUUGAAGGGACAAAAUGGGAAGCAUUGAAACCAUGUAUGAAGGGAAUGAAUGCUUGGUUAUUUGUUCAUAGUGAAGAAAUCCCAGCUGCUUUGAAACCUUAUAGGACUUUUCUAAGGGAGAAGAAAUUGGAAGAUAAUGAUUUUACUGGUGGGGUUUUUGAAGGGAAGUUUUAUGGGCCUGAUGAGUUUAAGGUGCUUGAGAAUUUGCCUACAAGAGCUGAGAUUUAUUCACAGCUUCUUGGGUCUUUGAAAGGACCUGCUUCAGCUGUUGUUGGGACUAUUCAAGCUCCAGCAAGGAAUUUGGUUAUGGUUCUUAAGGCUUAUGUAAAGAAAUUGGAGGAGGAAGAAGGUGGAAGUCAAUAAUUUUUGUUGUAAUUCUUGGAUAUGGUAAGCUAAUACUAUUGUCUAUUUGGAUCAAUAUUUGAAAUUUUUCUGAGAGAUGGAAUUUUGUAAAUUUUAUGUUUUUGGUAGAAUGAAUUUAUCCUUGGCCAAUUGUUCUAAAUUUGUGUCCUCGUAUUUGGCGGAUAAUUAUCUGGAUUACUUCAUAACUGUUUGAGAGGAUUUAUGUUAUGUGAAAUGUACUAUUCUGCUCUUUCCAUUA
Molecule: messenger RNA, 1003 nt
Organism: Solanum lycopersicum (tomato)
Lineage: Eukaryota; Viridiplantae; Streptophyta; Magnoliopsida; Solanales; Solanaceae
Product: large ribosomal subunit protein uL10c
Biological process (GO): translation
Cellular component (GO): large ribosomal subunit
Molecular function (GO): structural constituent of ribosome
Source: RefSeq, a predicted model, not a curated record